Molecule: messenger RNA, 6249 nt
Organism: Closterium sp. Naga37s-1
Lineage: Eukaryota; Viridiplantae; Streptophyta; Zygnematophyceae; Desmidiales; Closteriaceae
Source: the annotation of a GenBank genome assembly
AUGUCGACGGCGUCAGGUGGAGGGCGAGGAGCGUGGGAGCCCGGCGUGGUGGGCGAGAUGCCCUGCUCCUUCGCUCUGAAUAUCUUCCCCGAAGGCUUCUCCAUCGACGUUCCCACGCAGGACGGCCGCCCUCCGCCGCGCCUACCGGAAGCGCUGGUGGCGAAGCUGUACCCGUACGACCGCUCCACCGAGUCGUUCCUGCAGGCGAUUGACACCGGGCAUCUGCCCGGGGACCUGCUGCACGACAUCCCCUGCAUCUACCGCAACGGAUGUGUUGCCUGCGAGGUGCGCGACUACCGCGAGCUGGCGGAGGGGCGGGGCGGCAGCAUAGCGCGGAUCCCCCCGGGGUCCUCGCCAGCAGCAGCAAUGGAGGCAGCGGGGCGGCGGGCGGGCGAGGGCCCGGUGAGGACGUGGCAUGUGGUGCUGCGACCCACGUCUGAGAGCAUUGCGAAGGACGUGGCCGCCAUGGCUGACGCCUCCUGGUCGUAUCAGGACAUGCUGGUGGGUUGGGAGUGGUGGAAAGGCGUGCUGGAGGUGGAGGCACGCAUGUUAAGGGCAGUGCAGUCGCCGCCGCUGUGUCUGGAUCCCAGCCCACGCGUGUCCGAGGAGGUGGAAGCACGCAUCCUGAGAGCAGUGCAGCCGCCGCUGUGUCUGGACCCCAGUCCGCGCGUGGCCGAGGUGGCGCGUCAGCAGCAUUUCCACAAGGCGAAGCUGAACGCCGUGCCGCCCGCGUCGCGGCACCGCGGGCUGCUCAAGUACCGGCGCCUCGCCCUCCCCCCCGCGUGGGACCCCCUGUCGCCCCUCCGCCGCGCCGUGGCUGGGGAUGCUGUCGCGCCUGAUGAUGGCGAGGCGGAGGAGGAGGAAGAAGAGCGAGGGGGUGGGAAGGGGUCUGCAAAACGAAGGCGGACUGAUGUUAUCUGCAUUGCUCCCCUCUCUGACAUCCUUCCUCCGCCCCUCUCUCGCCCUCCUCCUUUUCUUCUUGCAGAAGCAAUGGGAGGAAGUAAGGUGAAGAAGGGAAAGAAGAAAGCAAGGAAGGGGCAGGGUGAGCAUAAGGCUCCCCUGCAGCAACAAACGCUGAAGAAGAAAAAGACCAAGGCAAAGAAGCAGAUGGGGGUGAAGGGGGGAACGCUGCUGGUUGACGAAAAGGGGAUGUCCACAAAAACGCAGGAGAAGGCAACAAGCAAGAAGAAGGCAAAUCUAAAAAAGAAAAAGCAGCAGCAGCAGCAGCAGCAGCAGCAGCAGCAGCAACUGCAACAACAGCAGCAGCAGCAACUGCAACAACAGCAGCAGCAGCAACAGCAGCAGCAGCAACUGCAACAGCAGCAGCAGCAGCAACAGCAGUUGCAGCAGCAGCAAAUGCAACAACAGCAACAGCAAUUGCAACAACAGCAGCAAGAGCAAGAGCAAGAGCAAGAGCAAGAGCAAGAGCAAGAGCAAGAGCAAUUGCAGCAGCAGCAGCAGCAGCAGAUGGUGCCUGAGAUAUCGAUUGACAGUCUGCUGGGGUAUGGUAUUUCCGGAGCAAAGCAGGGCGAUGGCACCCUUCUCUCCCCCACCCUCCCUCCAGCCCUUGCUACAGCCAUGUCAGCCGCCGCCGCUGCUGCUGCCGGCACGUCCAGAGCUCUGCCUGGCUCGCUCCCAUCCGCUGUGGCAGGCCCUGCUGACGCCUUUGGCCCCUUAUCAGACGCAGCAGCAACUUCAGAGGUCGCCGCUGCUCGUGCUCCUGAGCUUGCAGCUGGUGCUGGUGGCGCUGCUGCCGCUGCUUCUGCUGCUGCUGCCAGUGCUGUAGCCGCUGCCGCCGCCGCUGCUGUUGGUGGGGGUGGUGGGAAGGUGGAGAUGGGUGCAGAUGAGUUCCUGCUCAUGAGUGCCGGCCUGCUGGGUGGGGCAUUUGGGGGAGCGGCUGCACCAGCAGGGACGGCUGUAGCAGGGGCGGGUGCAGCAGCAGGUGGCACAGCAGGGGUGGGUAUGGCAGCAGAGGGGGGGCUGGGGGGUGAACUGGAGCAGGGGCAGGGUGGCGCUGGGGGCCAGGACGGGGGCUUGGAUGAUGCAUUGGAUGGGGGGCUGGAUGGGGGGCUGGACGGGGGGUUGGAUGGGGGAUUGGAUGGGGGAUUGGAGGAGAGUCUUGAUGGAGGGUUGGAUGCUGGGUGGGAGGAUAAGAACGAGUCGCUGGAUGAGUUUGGUGGGGCGGAUACGGGGUUGUCCCAUGCCAUGCCUGUGCCCCCGUCUGACUUCGCCUCCCAAGUGCCGCCUGCUGCUCCUCCCCACGUGCCUGGCAUGGCAGAGCAGCAGCAGCAACAGCUCCAGCAGCAGCAGCUGCUGCAACAGAAACAGCAGCAGUCGUUGCAGCAGCAGCAGCAGCAGCAGCAGCAGCAGCAGCAGCAGCAGCAGCAGCAGCAGCAGCAGCAGCAGCAGCAGCAGCAGCAGCAGCAGCAGCAGCAGCAGCAGCAGCAGCAGGCAGGUGGUUCAGGCCCGCCGUCUGUUCCUGCAGGGUCAGCUGUGGGUGUGGCGCAGGCAGGGGCGAGGGCAGGGGUAAAGCCGGAGAUGAUGGCAGGCCCACCAGUGCCCCAACUGGCCAAGCCUGGUAUUGCUCAGCAGUCACACCUGCCGCCGCCCACACAUGGCCAGCAGCCACACCCCGCGCAACCAGGUGCUCCUGAGGCCGCCACUCCUGCUCUUGCUGCUGCUCGCCCGCCCAUGCCUCCUGAAGCACCAUCGCCUGCUGCUGCUGCAGGUAUGGCCGCACCUGCGGUUGUAAUGGCGCCACCCGAAGCCAAACCUCAGGUCCGACCCAGCCUGCCUAUUCAGCAGCAGCAGGCAGCAGCAGGCAUGGUGGCUACUUCUCAGGUGGUGGAUGGGGAGCAGGUGCGCAAGGCAGUGGUUGCAGCCCCACCAUCCGGCCCCCCGGGUGGCAUUGUGGUGGAGGGUGCACCUGAGGACAGGGACAAACCAAAGCCUCUUGCUGCUGUUGCAGGGGCUACAGCUGGUAGCACUGCAGUUGCCGCUGCUGCUGGCUCAUCGGGGCAGCAGCAGCAGCAGCAGCAGCAGAAGGCAGUUGUCGCUGCUCCAGCAGACACGAAGAGAGCGUUGGGAGCGCUGCUAUCGAUCAUCAAGAGCCAAGGCCUGUAUCCGCCAGCGCCAUCGUCCCCAGAAGCCCUCCCUCCGCCCAAGCGCAGCAACCCGGACCCGGCGUUGGUGCGGCAGGCGCUGGCGGGGGGGGGAGAGGAGGCAGCGGAGCCCAAGGGCAAGCGCUGCCUGCGCUUCUCGCUGCUCACCGCGGGCGUCAACGUCAACGCGCCCAAGAUGCGCGGCCUCACAUUCGUGCGCCUCGACUCCAACCCACAAGGCGUGCGGCGCAUGCAGCAGCGGCUGGUGAUGAGGGGGCGGCAGAAGGACGAGUGUGUGGAGGCAAUCAUACAGGAGGGCGCCGAUGGCGACGCUGACGCUGCGGGCGCGGCAGGAGGGGCGGGCGGAUCGAGCAUCUCGCUGCGCCGCGACCAGCAGCUGCCUCUCAUGCCCAACACCGUGAGCUGCCCACCCUUGCUGCUCUCGCUUUCCCACGCACUCACAAGAGUAUGCGGAUCGAUUCGCGCGAACCUAUGUCCGAGUGGUACGUGUGUGCGCUGCACCAUGCUGCCCUCCACCAUGCUGCCCAUGCUGCCCAUGCUGCCCAUGCUACCCAUGCUGCCCAUGCUGCCCUCCACCAUGCUACCCUCCACCAUGCUGCCCUCCACCAUGCUGCCCUCCACCAUGCUACCCUCCACCAUGCUGCCCUCCACCAUGCUACCCUCCACCAUGCUGCCCUCCACCAUGCUACCCUCCACCAUGCUGCCCUCCACCAUGCUACCCUCCACCAUGCUGCCCUCCACCAUGCUGCCCUCCACCAUGCUACCCUCCACCAUGCUGCCCUCCACCAUGCUGCCCUCCACCAUGCUGCCCUCCACCAUGCUGCCCUCCACCAUGCUGCCCUCCACCAUGCUGCCCUCCACCAUGCUGCCCUCCACCAUGCUGCCCUCCACCAUGCUACCCUCCACCAUGCUGCCCUCCACCAUGCUACCCUCCACCAUGCUGCCCUCCACCAUGCUACCCUCCACCAUGCUGCCCUCCACCAUGCUACCCUCCACCAUGCUGCCCUCCACCAUGCUGCCCUCCACCAUGCUGCCCUCCACCAUGCUGCCCUCCACCAUGCUGCCCUCCACCAUGCUGCCCUCCACCAUGCUGCCCUCCACCAUGCUGCCCUCCACCAUGCUACCCUCCACCAUGCUACCCUCCACCAUGCUGCCCUCCACCAUGCUACCCUCCACCAUGCUACCCUCCACCAUGCUGCCCUCCACCAUGCUGCCCUCCACCAUGCUACCCUCCACCAUGCUACCCUCCACCAUGCUGCCCUCCACCAUGCUACCCUCCACCAUGCUGCCCUCCACCAUUCUGCCCUCCACCAUGCUGCCCUCCACCUCUUCUCUCACUCCCCUCUACCUACUGCUCAUUCUGACCCUCGCCCUUCCCCUCCCCUUCCCCUUCGCCCCGCUGCAGGUGCAGCGCGAGGGGUGGCACAUGAUGGAGGAUCAGGUCAUCCCUUUGCCCAAGCACAUGCACCCCGCCACGCAGAUCAGCACCAACUCCGCCGCCGCCCGCGACCGCGCCGCUGCUGCCGCCGCCGCUGCCGCUUCUGCCGGCGCUGCUGCGGGUGGGAAUAGUGGUGGUGGGACGGCUGGAGGUGGGAUGGGAGGUGCAGCAGGAGCAGGGGGAGGGGGGGGUAUGGCAGGCGGGCGGGGGGUGGGUGUGGUGGGCCAAGGAGGGGCAGGGGGAGCGGGAGCAGCAGGGGCACGGCAGGGUGGGGCUGCUGGGGGCCCUGGGGGCGGUGGAGGGUUGGCGCCCAUGCCCCCUCCACCCGCCCCUGCUGCUGCUCCCGGAGGUGCGGCUGUGGGGGGCCCGCCUCACCACAUGGCUUCCCGUGCUGCCCCUGCUGCUGCGGCUGGCAGUGGCGGGGUGAUGGCAGGGAUGGGUGGAAUGGGUGGGAUGGGGCGGGGUGUGCCACCAGCAGGCAUGGGAAGGGGACCAAACGGGGCAGCAGCAGCCGCUGCUGGGAACGCCAUGGGUCCCCCACAUGCCACCCCUCCUCCCCAUGCAGGCUAUGCCGCUUCCCAUGCCAUGCCGUCUCACGCUGCCUCCCCACAUACGCCCUCCCCUCAUGGCCUUCCCGGCAGCAGGGUCACACCCCCCCAUACUGUCACACCCCAUACUAUGAGCCCCUCUGUGGGAUCCCCUUCUGUGGCAGGCAUAGCCCAUCCUAGGUCCCAACCUCCUGCACCCACGGGCUCUGCUUCCCAGCCUGUAGGCGCUGCAGGCCAGGCAUAUCCCCCGCGCCCACCUCAGCUUCCCCGAGCCUCGCCGACAGGCACGGUAGGAAUGGGGCACAUGGCAGGAAGGAUGGGUGCAGGUGGUAUGGGGAUGGGGCCUAGGGGAGCAAUGAGUGGGCAAGGGGCCAUGGGGGCUGGAGUGGGGGCUGCAGGUAUGGGCACAGGUAUGGGCACAGGUAUGGGCGCGGUGAUGGGAGGAGUGGGUGGGGCUGUGGAUGCAGGGGCAGGGCAGAGCAGAGGGCUCUACGGACAGUCGAUGCCACCCCAGCAGCACUCCCAUGUGCCACUGCAGCAGCAGCAGCAGCAGCAGCAGCAGCAGCAGCAGCAGCAGCAGCAGCAGCAACAGCAGCAAGGGCAGGGGGGGCCUGCUAUGAGAACAGCACAGAUGCCUUACACGCAGCCACAGCAGCAGCAGCAACAGCAGCAGCAGCAAUUGCAACAGCAGCAACAGCAACAACAGCAACAGCAAGGGCAGCAGCAGCAGCAGCAGCAGCCCCAGCGGCAGCAGCUUCCCUCUGCACCACCAGCUGCCACCCCCGGCAGCACUGCCUCUCCAUCUGCUCCCCCUGCACUUGCUGCCACCGCAAGCCCUGCAGGCAUGACCCCUGGUAGUGCUGCUGCCGUCGCCCCUGCGGUUGGCAGUGUGCAGCAGGGGGCGCAGCAGCAGGGGGGAGUGCAGCAGCCAAACCAGGUGCAGCAACAGCAGCAGCAGCAGCAGCAAACGCUGCCACCACAGCAGCAGCAGGCGCAACAGCAGAUGCAGCAGCAGCAGAAGCAGCAGCAACAACAACAGGUGGAACAGAGGCCUCAGGUCAAUCCUGGAGAGGACCCGCCUUUUGACCCAAAUCAUUAUAAGACCCCCCCUCAGGCUAUAAUGAGUGGUGUUAGUUCAUGA